Messenger RNA from Pneumocystis carinii B80, 1052 nucleotides. RefSeq lists its product as hypothetical. Lineage: Eukaryota; Fungi; Ascomycota; Pneumocystomycetes; Pneumocystales; Pneumocystaceae. The transcript has 6 exons. The record is from RefSeq and is a predicted model, not a curated record. Gene Ontology annotation, biological process: GPI anchor biosynthetic process. The coding region runs from base 47 to 1006 and encodes 319 amino acids. Gene Ontology annotation, cellular component: membrane; glycosylphosphatidylinositol-N-acetylglucosaminyltransferase (GPI-GnT) complex.
GUAUUAAUUAGAAGAACAAGAAAUAUGAGUUUUUUUAAUAAUAAUAAUGACAUAUUUAUUUGCAGAAAUAUUAGAAGAUAUUAAGGAAGAAAUGUAUUAUAAGAAGGGGACGAAUCACAUACAUUCUAAGAGGAAAAAGAAGUGGAGAAAGCUUUUAUGGGUUAAACAAGAUUAUCCAGAUAAUUGGGUUGAUGAAUCAUUUUUAAAAGAACUGAAGCGUAAUGUAAAUGUCAAAGUUUAUGAUUUUUUGCCUCUUGUAGCGGAUAUGAUUGUUUUUAUGCAACAUCUUUGCAGUAUAGCUAUAUUUAUAUGUGCGUUUAUUUCAAUUUAUUAUGAACGAGUAUCUCCAGGAGUGUUAAUAGGAAUAUCAACGGGAUUUACAAUAUGUUGUUAUAUUUUUUGGGAUUUGGGUAUAACAAAAUUCGAUUAUAAUCGAAAUAUCAAUAAUAGAAAGGAAAUAGCGAAAUUCUCUAUAUUGAUUAUUCUUGUUAUUUUUUGUGUAUCACCUAUUUUGGAAUCUCUUACGAAAUCAACAACAUCUGAUUCAAUAUGGGCAUUAACAUUUUGUUUAUUUUUAGCUAAUAUAUUCUUCCAUGAUUAUUCUACAGCAGAAUGGGCUAAUAAGAAAUUUCCCGGAUCUUUAUCAACUAAUGCAGGUGUUAUGGCUUCAGUUGUACUUGCAUCACAAUUGACAUCAUAUAUUCAUGCGUUUUCGUUAAUAGUAUUCGCGGUUGAAUGGUUUGCUUUAUUUCCUAUGUUUAGACGUUAUCUUCGGCAAAACUUUUCUUUUACGAUUCAACUUAUUCUGACAGCAUUUCUCCUUACGGUAGCUUCAAUAUUAAUUACUUUGGAAAUAAAUUUUACUCUCACAUUAUUAUUUCUUUUCAGCUUUUUCUUUAUUUCUUUUGUAUGUCCAUUAUGGUUAAUAAGUCUUCAAAAAUAUAAAAGUGAAAUACAUGGUCCUUGGGAUAUUGCAAAGCCAAAAUUUGGGAAUAGCUCUAGAUAAUGUUCAUAAAUAUUAAAAUAAAUUUAUAUAAAAUUAUAAUAUUUCA